Messenger RNA from Hevea brasiliensis (rubber tree), 2311 nucleotides. Its product is annotated as inactive glucose-6-phosphate 1-dehydrogenase 4, chloroplastic. The record is from RefSeq and is a predicted model, not a curated record. Gene Ontology annotation, biological process: glucose metabolic process. Gene Ontology annotation, molecular function: NADP binding; glucose-6-phosphate dehydrogenase activity. The transcript has 12 exons. Bases 244 to 2127 code for a protein of 627 amino acids. Lineage: Eukaryota; Viridiplantae; Streptophyta; Magnoliopsida; Malpighiales; Euphorbiaceae.
AAAACCAUCAACUGCCGCUCAAAACCCACAAAACCCAAAAGCAAUGCAGUGAAGUGGGACCCAAAUUCUCCGCCGGAGCAACCACUCAGUGGAAUUUUCUUCCCUUUCUACGCCAAUCUGCCGCUGCUCAAAAUCAACAAAACAGAUCACAAUUGUGAAAAUUCUUCUUUUACAUGGUUGGCUCCAUAGAAACUUCAGCUAGUAGCUCUUAAAUCCCUUUGAUAGUACCCAACUGCUGAAUAGAUGUCGAUGUCAAUUUCAUAUUUAUCGGUGCCCUUCUCGGAUUCUUCGGUUACUAGGCGGAUCCCACUUUGCCCCAGUGCUGGAAAAAUCUGUGCUCGGAGUUGUGGCUUUCCGGCCGUGACAAGGAACAUUUAUUCGGUGGAAGGUAGCCGUCUUAUGCUUUAUGGAGGAACUGCCAAUUUCUGCCGAAGGUUGUGUGGCUUAAAGCUAUGGAUACGUAAGAGCCUUAACCUUCGACAGCGCAGUAGAGAAUGUAGACCUGCAAAGGAGUUGAAGAUUAUUAAAAAUCAAGAGAAGGAUCACUUAACAAAUCAUUUGGAAACAACUUCAACACAUGCUGGACAAGUUUCUGAAGAAGUCCCGAAGAUAAAUGUGCCAAGUGCUGCUUCUGUGGAGUCUCCUUCAUCUUUGACGCAAGCACAUUCCUAUAAUUUCUCCAUCGAGGGUGGUAGAGCAACUUCUCUCUGUAUUGCUGUUAUAGGAGCUACUGGUGAGCUGGCUAGGGGGAAAAUUUUUCCAGCGUUAUUUGCUCUGUAUUAUAGUGGCUUUUUACCUGAGGAUGUAGCUGUCUUUGGUUAUUCAAGGAAGAAUUUGACAGAUGAGGAUCUGAGAUCCAUUAUAGCUUCUAAUUUGACUUGCCGCAUUGAUCAUCAACAGAACUGUGGAGACAAAAUGGAGGCUUUUCUUAGUAGGACAUACUACCUUAAUGGAGGUUGCGACAACAGAGAAGGGAUGUCAAAGCUAAAUGCCAGAAUGGAGAAUAUUGAGGGUGGACAUGAAGUAAAUAGGAUAUUCUAUCUUUCUGUGCCACAAGAGGCACUCCUUGAUGUUGCAUCUUCUCUUGCUGACAAUGCCCAAACCCGAAGGGGCUGGAAUCGUAUAAUAAUUGAGAAACCCUUUGGAUUUGAUGCACCAUCUUCUCAUCAAUUGACUAAGUCUCUUCUUUCUAAGUUUGAGGAGAAACAAUUAUACAGGAUAGAUCAUCUUUUAGGAAGAAACCUUAUUGAGAACCUCACAGUAUUAAGAUUUUCAAAUCUUGUUUUUGAGCCAUUGUGGAGCCGAACUUAUAUACGCAACGUACAGAUCAUUUUAUCAGAAGAUCUUAGUGUGCAGACUGGAAGGUAUUUUGAUGGGUAUGGGAUCAUUCGGGACAUAGUGCAUAGUCAUAUAUUUCAGACAAUAGCAUUACUUGCCAUGGAGCCACCUAUAAGUCUUGAUGGUGAAGAUAUUCGAAAUGAAAAAGUCAAGGUUUUAAGAUCAAUUUGCAGAUUGGAUCCUAGUGAUGUCAUCCUUGGGCAAUAUAAAGCUAUUUCUGGGGACAAGGUUGAUGUAAAGUUGAACGAUAUGACACCAACGUUUUUUGCUGCUGCAUUAUACAUUGACAAUGCACGCUGGGAUGGUGUGCCUUUUAUUGUCAAAACUGGCAUGGGACUCAUCAAACACAGAGUGGAGAUACGUAUACAGUUCCAUUGUGUCCCUGGAAAUAUUUAUCGGGAGUGCAUUGGACAUAACAUUGGUAUGGCCACCAAUGAGCUGAUUUUGCGUGAUGUCCCUGAUGAAGCCAUCCUAGUCAGAAUUAACAAUAAGAUUCCUGGACUAGGCUUGCAUUUGGAUGCUUCCGAACUUAAUUUGCUCUACAAGGACAGGUAUAAUGUGGAAGUGCCUGAUUCAUAUGAGCAUCUUCUUCUUGAUGUCAUUGAUGGAGAUAACCAUCUCUUUAUGAGAAGUGAUGAGCUUGCAGCUGCAUGGAGUAUUCUAACUCCCAUUCUCCAUGAGAUAGACAAGAACAAUAUUGCACCAGAGCUGUAUGAAUUAGGAGGUAGAGGUCCAAUUGGAGCAUACUAUCUUUGGGCCAAGCAUGGGGUUCGGUGGGCAGACGACUGAAAAAGGUUUUUACCCAAAGUUCUGCCAUCUGAAACCGAUGCAUGACUUGUGGUAAAUAAUACCGUGUUGCUGCCUACAUCAAUAAAUGAAUGUUUUGAAUACACAAAUCCUGUAAAAUUUGAAUGGGGCAGUUCAUCUUGUGAUUGCAAUAGAAUUAUCCAAAACAGCUAGGGCGUUCUCUCUC